AUGAAGGGUUUGAUGCGGUUUGGUAGAAAGGGUAAGCUUAGCCCUCGUUUUAUUGGCCCUUAUGAGAUUGUUAGGCGAAUGGGGAAAAUGGCUUACGAGUUGAAGUUACCGUCUGAGAUGGCCAUGGUGCAUCCUGUGUUUCACAUUUUGAUGCUGAGGUUGUAUAAACCUGAUCCUUCUCAUGUCUUAUCUCAUGAAGGUAUUGAAAUCAACGAAGAGUUGUCUUAUGAAAAAAAACCUGUGCAAAUCUUAGAUCGGCAAGUUCGAAGGUUGAGGACGAAAUAUGUAGCUUCGAUGAAAGUCCUGUGGCGAAAUCAUAAUAUUGAAGAAGCAACUUGGGAAGCAGAGGAGGACAUGCGUAAAGAGAUACCCUCACCUAUUUCCUAUUCCAGGUAUGUGUUGAACCUUUCAGUUAUUGGGACUUUGCGAAGGUGUAGAUUAGAAGUGUGA
Lycium ferocissimum is the source of this 450-nucleotide messenger RNA. RefSeq lists its product as uncharacterized. The coding region runs from base 1 to 450 and encodes 149 amino acids. The record is from RefSeq and is a predicted model, not a curated record. The transcript has a single exon. Lineage: Eukaryota; Viridiplantae; Streptophyta; Magnoliopsida; Solanales; Solanaceae.